This is a messenger RNA of Fusarium redolens, 548 nucleotides long. RefSeq lists its product as uncharacterized. The transcript has 3 exons. Lineage: Eukaryota; Fungi; Ascomycota; Sordariomycetes; Hypocreales; Nectriaceae. The record is from RefSeq and is a predicted model, not a curated record. The coding region runs from base 111 to 353 and encodes 80 amino acids.
UGACGGAUAUUUUAUGUUAAAACAAGUCAUGAUAUGACGGCGUUAUUCUUGAUAUCCAUACGCGGAAGAAUGUUACACCGAAGCCUCUAAAUUGGUUGGCGGGGGUUAGAAUGAUGGGAAUGGUGGCGCCGUGCCCGUUGAGGCGGAGGCCCGGUGAGAUUUCGAGGUCCGUCUCCGUCUUGGUGACGGGGUCCCUGCAUCCUGACAGCCUUAGACCAGUCAAACGACAGCCAAAACGACAGGGGUCUAGGGAAUAUCGUUCAGUGUCUGGGAUAUCGACGCCGUUUUCAACUCCGUCUCCUUUUUGCAAAUCGCUUUUCGCUGCUUUUGCUAGACUAACAAGAAUCAGAUAACUCAGUAAUGACAAAAUGAGCCCCAAUUCUGCUCAGGCUAAGAACAAGGGACCCAAGGCCUGUACAACAUGCGCUAAAGCUAAGGCAAGGUGUGUCCCUGGACCUCUAGGGAGCCUCAAAUGCGACAGGUUGCUUUUGUCCCAAACUCGUCUCUUCGAGUGCAUAUACACAUAAGCCCAAAGCUAUCUAAGAUAG